Messenger RNA from Saimiri boliviensis boliviensis (Bolivian squirrel monkey), 3205 nucleotides. It is a transcript of the gene RBPMS, whose product is annotated as RNA binding protein, mRNA processing factor. NCBI's taxonomy places the organism in Eukaryota, Metazoa, Chordata, Mammalia, Primates, Cebidae. The record is from RefSeq and is a predicted model, not a curated record. Gene Ontology annotation, molecular function: RNA binding.
CUGUCAUUAAAGCAGCAGAGGAAGAACCAGGUCUGCCCCGGGAAGGGUGGGCUUAGGGCUAGGGGUGCAAAUCCCUCGGUAAAAGCCGGCAAACAAAAGUCGCACAUCCCAGCUCCGGGUCCCGGCCCCGGUGGGGCAGGGUUCCCGAAGUCCCGGGGCGCGCAGACGCCGGGGCCCCCGGGAGCGGAGGGAACCGCGGCCCCCGACCUCCCUGCCCUCGGCCUCCCGGGCCCUCGCCCUCCGACCCGCCGCCGAGUCGGGGGCUGGGGUCGCCUCUUCCGCCCGCGGCCCGCGGCCCCUCCCCGGCGCGCGCCAUCCGGCCGCCGGCCCCUCCUCCCGCUGGGGGCUCAGUCCCGCGCCCCGUCCCUCCCGGUUGCAGCCGGCAGCCCACGUCCAGGGAGAGGGAGGGCGGAGGGAGGAGAAGAGGCGCGGAGAGGAGGGGGGAGGGAGGAAGGCGAGAGAAAGGGAGCUGCUUCCAUCCCGGACUUUCCAGAGCCUGCCUGGAGCGCGCACUCAGCGGCUCUCGGGUCCCAGCGUCCCAGCGCGGCCCGCGCCCCUCAGCCGGACUCCUCCUCCUCCUCCUCUUCCUCCUUCUCCUCUCUGGGUACCCCCGUCCCCUCCUUCCAGCAGCUGCAGCCCCCUGUCCCAACUCGGCCUCAUCCCCAACUCUCCGCACUCACUCCUGGGACGCGCGUCCGCGCCCCAUCCUUCGCUUCCUUCCUUCCUUCUUCCUUCCUCCCCAGGCGCCCGCCCUCCCUCUCCAGGUCGCCCUCCCGGGGCCCAAUUGUCUCGGUGCCCCGCUCCCGGCCCGCUCCCUGCCCCGUCUCUCCCUCGCAUUUCCUGAGUCGCCCGCCGCCGCCGCCGCAGUCUCGCCGCGGGAUCCCCAGCCCAAGCCCGACAGCCACUGCCCCGGCUUCAGCCCCGCAGUCCGCGGCGCCCGCCCGAGGGAGCCCCGGCGCCCGGGGAAGGCAACAGUGGGCGAGCGCGCCCUCGCCCAGCCCGGCGCCCCAGCCCUGCCCGGCCCGGCGAGGAAGGACCGGGAAGAUGAACAACGGCGGCAAAGCCGAGAAGGAGAACACCCCGAGCGAGGCCAACCUUCAGGAGGAGGAGGUCCGGACCCUAUUUGUCAGUGGUCUUCCUCUGGAUAUCAAACCUCGGGAGCUCUAUCUGCUUUUCAGACCAUUUAAGGGCUAUGAGGGUUCUCUUAUAAAGCUCACAUCUAAACAGCCCGUAGGUUUUGUCAGUUUUGACAGUCGCUCAGAAGCAGAAGCUGCAAAGAAUGCUUUGAAUGGCAUCCGCUUUGAUCCUGAAAUCCCGCAAACACUGCGACUAGAGUUUGCUAAGGCAAACACGAAGAUGGCCAAGAGUAAACUCGUAGGGACUCCAAACCCCAGUACUCCUCUGCCCAACACUGUACCUCAGUUCAUUGCCAGAGAGCCAUAUGAGCUCACAGUGCCUGCACUUUACCCCAGUAGCCCUGAAGUGUGGGCCCCGUACCCUCUGUACCCAGCGGAGUUAGCGCCUGCUCUACCUCCUCCUGCUUUCACCUAUCCCGCUUCACUGCAUGCCCAGGUAAUUUAUACCCAUCGGCCACGACUUCACUCACUCCACCACCAGUCCUUUCAAACCUGGUUCCCCAGAGCACACCAUACAACUAACACCUAUCCAGCUAACAGAUCCACCUUCAAGAGAUUAAUGAUUCCCUCUAAAUCAAGCUGACACUCCUUCAGGACUUAUGAGGAUCGUCUGACAGCAAUGAUAUCACCCACUGCCUGAUGUUUGCCCCAAGUGACACCUCUCUUCCUUAAUGAUCUCACCUCAUAUUGCACAUGAGGGACUGGGGCAAGUUUAUCCACCUGGCUCCCAGCUAGCUAGAGGGCAUCACCAGAGUGUAUAUGUGUGUACCUUGUGUGGAAGGGCUACAGAGGAAGGUGUGUGCUAGGAGCAGGAGUUAUGUGCGUCUGUGCGUGUUUCUGUGUGUUGAGAGGUUUCCACUCUGGUGUACUGUAAGAAGAAUCUAUGACCAAAGGGAAAGCUUCUGGGGCAAGAUUGUACUUUCUUAAAUAUGUUACAGGAAAGAUUAAGGGUUCCUUCUCUCCAUUUUGAGGAAACCCUGUAGAAAAGGCGGCAUAAUGCAGUGUCUAAGAUGGAAUUAUAGGUCAAGGUAGAGCUCUCUUUUCUGACUAGCUUUCUUUCUUAGUUAAAAAUAGCGUGAUUUUUAUAAACAAACUUCCUGUUUCUCCACAAAGACUACUGUCUAUGUACUAACACUUUCUCUCCCCUUGGAGAAAAUAUUUCUCUUAGCUUCGCUUUGAGUGCAAGUAGUAGUAAUCAACGUAAAGAUUCACCUUUGGAGAUAAUCACUCGUUCUUUGGUCUGCAAAGAUUGAUGACCAGUAACAAAUAAAUAGAAAGUACCUAUGUAGGUUUCAUUUGUCUUUCUGCAUGUGUAAUUCGGCCCUUAAAUUUUAAAUUUUUAAAGAUGAUUAGGCUGGACAGGUGGAGUUUUUGUUUGUUUUGCUCAGUGUUUGUUUACAAGGCUGGAUGAAAUAAACAGCUUCCCAGAAAACUUCCUUCUGACUUAAAACUCUUUUAUGUUGUACAGAACUCACUGUCGAUAAAGACCACCUAGAAGCAGCCCCCAGCAAGGGUUCUUGAAAGCCAUGGGGUCAAGAUUGUUGUUGGCUGAACAUCUUUUAAUUCUUUUCGCUGAGUUACCAACGUGUUGGGUGUGCAUUGACGACCCGGCUUCCUGGGGCUGCCCUUGGCGCCUGGGCCCCAGUAAUGAUUGCCCUUUGUGUCGGGAGAAGGGAGAAAGUACUACAAAUAGUGAAGAAAAAAGUGUAGGUGGUGGUGGUAAGAGUACAUGGUACCAAACAUAAAGGAGCAGGAUUACCUGUGCCUUUGGUCUCUCCUUCCCCUGCUGCUUUUUCUUCCUUUUUCCGUGUCAGUGCUUGGGAACCCUUACAACUGGCAGGUAAUGGGGAGAGGGGAUAACAUGUAAACCUGUAGGAGUCUUCUGCUGAGUCAUUAGGAUCUUUGUUAGCGGGCUGUGGAUAAAUACGUGGAUGACAUGGGGCAACUAGAGCCCCUUUUACUUGCCACCUCCCACCCCUGCCCUGGACGGUGUCUCUCCUCUUGCUAGACUGCUAGGUACAGAUCAUGUGGCAAUCAAGGCAAAUGUUAGUAAGUAUCAUGAAACAAUG